Molecule: messenger RNA, 177 nt
Organism: Bipolaris oryzae ATCC 44560
Lineage: Eukaryota; Fungi; Ascomycota; Dothideomycetes; Pleosporales; Pleosporaceae
Exons: 1
Source: RefSeq, a predicted model, not a curated record
GCAAUCCCUAGAUGGAAUGCAAGUGGUGGAUGUCUUACCAACUGGAGUGGCCGAUGCAAUGCCGCAUGCAAGGCUGAAGCGGCAGGUCAUAGGUGCAAGGGCAGCAUCAGCUCAUCUAUUGAUGGGGCUGGGUGUGGGCUAUUCAAGAGCAAUUGUAACUGCUCCUGCGAGAUCUAG